Messenger RNA from Naegleria lovaniensis, 2172 nucleotides. RefSeq lists its product as uncharacterized. Gene Ontology annotation, biological process: proteolysis. The transcript has 3 exons. The record is from RefSeq and is a predicted model, not a curated record. Gene Ontology annotation, molecular function: serine-type carboxypeptidase activity. The coding region runs from base 1 to 2172 and encodes 723 amino acids. Lineage: Eukaryota; Heterolobosea; Eutetramitea; Acrasida; Naegleriidae.
AUGAAUUCAUUUUCAAAUUUCCAAAAUUUCUUCCAUUCAUCAUCGACCAUUGUAGUAAUACUACUCAUCACAUCACAUAUCGUUCUCUCCAAUAGUAUCACUUCAAAAUCGAUCGAUCUUGCCACUCUUCCUCUCGCUCCUUCCACUCCUUCUUCUAUUCCUGCGAAAAGUGGUUUUAUUACAACUCCCAAUGAUGCUCAAUUGUUUUAUUUAUUUAUUCCUAAAUUAGGAUCGUCACAGACAUCGAUCGACCCGAAUAUUCCAAUACUUGUUUGGUUGAAUGGUGGACCAGGUUGUAGUAGUUUAAUUGGAAUGUUUAUGGAAAUUGGACCACUUCGAUUCAAACCUUCGAAGGGUCCUUCCACCACUCAGCCGUCACUUGUCGACAAUUCCAUGUAUUCAUAUACUCAAUAUUAUCACGUCUUGUUGAUUGACAAUCCAAGUGGCGCUGGAUACAGUUUUCCUGCUUCAAAAUCUCCUGAUACUGCCAUGAAUGUUGGUUCUCAAUUUUUACUCUUUGCCAUGCAACAAUUUUACAAUCAAUAUCCACAAUAUGUGAAAAAUCCAUUGUAUUUAUUUGGUGAAUCGUAUGGAGGAAAGUAUGUCAUUGCAAUGGCCAAUGCGAUUACACAAUAUAAUGAAAAGAAACUAGCCAAUCAAGUUACGAUUCCACUUCAAGGAAUUGCCAUGGGAAAUGCUUGGAUUGCACCAGAUAUUCAGGAAAGAACGUAUGGAGAAUUGGCCUAUAUUGUGGGAUUGAGUGAUUAUACAGGAUUGAUUCGAGUCAAUUCCAAGCAACAUCAAUGUCACGAAUUCGUCGAACAACAAAUGUACAAAAAAACUGGAACUGGCAGUGGUGUCUGUCAAUCAGCUCUCAAUGAAAUGUUAAGAAAUGCCGGCGGUGUCAAUGUUUAUGAUUAUCGACUUUUUGGAACUUACAGUGCAUUGGGACAAUUAGAAACUUAUUUAAAACGAGACGAUGUGAAACAAGUACUCCUUGGCGUUUCAUCCAUCGAUCUCGCCAAGACAUACCAUUACGAACAAUGUAGUAUUGACAUUUGGGACAAAUUUAGAGUGGAUUUUCAACAAUCGUAUUUGUCACAACUCGUUCCACUUCUCUCCAAAUACAAAGUUUUAAUUUAUAAUGGACAAUUUGAUUUGAGAUGUCCAGUGUAUGGUACCAAUGAAUAUUUGAGAUAUAUGGAUUGGUAUGGAAGAUUUAAUUUCAACUAUGAACCACAUUAUCCAAUUUAUAUGACCAAUUCUAAUGUGAAUGACCCACAAAAGGCAAUUGGAAUUUUUAGAAAAUAUGACAAUUUGACACAAGUGGUCCUGUAUAAUUCUGGACAUAUUUCUCCGCAUGAUAUUCCACAAGCUUCUUUGGAGAUGGUGAGACGAUUUUUAGAUAACAAAUCAUUUUGUUCAUAUAGCAUUGCGUAUAAUGCAACGGGAGGAGGAAUGUGUACAGGUACAUCCAUUACUACUCCACAGAAUAGUAUGACAAGUGACACAUUAUUGACACAAUGUCCAAAUUUAUGUAGUGGACAUGGCCAAUGCAACGUUGCUACUGUACCUGCCACUUGUCAAUGCUCUCCAGGUUUUUAUGAACAAGACUGCUCGACAGCCAAGCAUGAUAUCACAUUUGGCAUGGAGGCUACCUAUCGAAAAAAUAUUAUUUUUGGAAAUACCAUUCAUUUGUAUCAUUUAACAAUGCCAUACAAUGAUUUAUCGAAUGGACUCUUUGAUAUUCAUGUGAAACUCACCAAAACUUCAAAACUCGGAAAAUUACACAUCUAUGCCUACACCAGCAAUGAAACGUUUGUUGAAAAUUCUCAAAUUGAUGAAUCCAAUAUUGAGGACAUGAGACGAAGAUUCCCAUUUCAUGAUUUGGAAGAUGUGAAUGAAAAAUCUCUCAACAUGAAUGAAUUGUUCAGAAAUAGAACUCGAUACAUCACCAUUCUGCUGAUUAAUACGGUCGACACAGAAUCCAUGUAUGAUUUGGUGAUUGAGUCUGACGUGAGUGGAAAGAAAUUGAAUCCCUAUCUUGUCACAAGUAUUGCAAUCUUUUCCUUCCUGUGCAUUACCAUCAUUGUGCUCUUCUUGAUUUAUGUGGUUCAAUACUUUAAUGACCAACGAAUUUUGAGAAGCAUGAAAUAUGAAAUGGCUCAGUAA